Messenger RNA from Malania oleifera, 3379 nucleotides. RefSeq lists its product as uncharacterized. The transcript is spliced from 4 exons. NCBI's taxonomy places the organism in Eukaryota, Viridiplantae, Streptophyta, Magnoliopsida, Santalales, Ximeniaceae. Bases 2330 to 3193 code for a protein of 287 amino acids. The record is from RefSeq and is a predicted model, not a curated record.
UAUGAAGCGAAUGGCUGAGCGAGCCGGAAGGGAGCAUCAAGUGAGAAAAUUUGACACCUGGAUGGAGAGGAUAUUCGACGAGGGUGGAGAGCCAGCCAAGUCGUUCUUCGAUCAGAUCCCUCCUCAUAUGUGGACUCAGUGCCACGACGGUGGAAAGAGGUAUGGAAACAUGACGACCAACCUGGUCGAAUGUUUCAACGCCAUCCUAAAAGGCGCACGUAGCCUUCCCAUUACGGCUCUCGUGCAACUAACAUUUUAUCGGGUUGCACAUUACUUUAAUAGCCGACGGGAUUCUGCUCGUAAUGCAAUAUCUGAAGGAAAUUCGUUAACUCCACAUAUAUUGCUAGCGAUGGAAAGAAGGAAGUUGAAGGCGACCGGACAACGAGUCACGACGUUCAACCGAUCUAGGGGUACUUUUAGCAUCACGACCGCGCAGAGGGGACCCCAUAAAGGAAACAAUGUCCAAACUUUGAGCAUCCAGAGGCGCGAAUGCUCCUGCGGGAAGUGGCAAUCUUUACACUAUCCCUGCUCGCACCUUCUUGCAGCUUGUGCCGAGACACGACUAAAUGUGAGCCAGUUUGUUGACCCAUAUUGGAGUACUGCCGAGCACUAUGCAACAUAUGCUGCAGAAUUUUAUCCAAUCAUGCAUGAGGCAUAUUGGCCAACUUGCACGUUGCCAAACUUGCAGGCAAAUCCUGCAUACGCUAGACAUAAAGGUCGGCCUAGGAGCUUACGUAUACAUAACGAGAUGGAUGCUCAGGAAGGUCGGAAACAUAUCACAUGUAGCAUAUGCCGUCAAGAAGGACAUAACCGCACAAGAUGUCCGAGAAGGACCCAACCUGGGGAUGCAGCUGGACCUUCGCACUGACCUAUAACUUAUAGGUCAUCCGGGAUUUGCAUACUCUUACUCCUCGCGUCACGACAAGUUUUCACCUGCUAAUUCGUUAUGAAAAGUUUGUUUCCAAAUGUGAAAUCCUCAUACCACUUUAAUUUCUCGAUGAACACGCGAACGCUCCAUACUUAAUUUGUCUCUGAGCAAUUAAGUCACUGUGACCAUAAAUCGAGAAUAGUGUAUGUUCAGAUGAAAACUUGGUCAUACAUUUUAAUUUGUACACACAUAGGAUAAUCGUUGCGAUUUUUGUUCGUUUCCACCAUACAAAGCACCGGGGACAGAUACUCAAUUCUUAUGCUUUCUAUGUUCAUGCUUUCAAUCUUCUGGCUUGUUUACAGGAUCGAUCCAGGGCCGUCCGAUACUACUGUACUGUCUAUGGGCGAUCGGCACCGGUCUAGUCGUGCGUGGACCGAUUCGCAUGCUGACGUCUUAUAUUGCCGAGGGGGAAGUCAGAGCGUACAGGAUAGGAUAGGUGCAGACCCUCGCAUUAUUGAUUGGAUACGUGAGGCGGGUUUCUAUGGGAUAUAUCAGAUUGGCCAUAUCCAGUUGGAUUGGCAUCUUGUGACUGCGUUGGUCGAGCGAUGGAGGCCAGAGACACACACUUUCCACUUGCCGCACGGGGAGGCGACUAUCACAUUACAGGAUGUCGCAGUGUUGUUCGGGCUACCGAUUGAUGGGUUGCCUGUCACUAGUCGUACAGCUGGACCAGUAUAGGAUGGAGGCGUCGGCCAGGGGGGAGGACUUCGCCGCAUGUGCGAGAGAUUGUUGGGAGUGGUGCCCCCAGACAGUGAGCUUGUUGGUGCCCGCAUUCGCAUGCGGUUUCUAGAGGGGGAGAUGUUUCGCCAGCUUCCGGCUGAUGCUGAUGAUCAGACUAUAGCGUGUCGCGCACGUGCCCACAUGCUGCGAUUGAUAUGUGGGACGCUGUUCUGCGACCUAUCUGGGAGUUACGCACACUUGAUGUUCCUACCAUUGCUCGCGGAGCGAGCAGAGAUACGCCAUUAUAGUUGGGGUGCUGCGACGUUAGCUUGGCUGUACCGGGAGAUGUGCCGCGCCGCUAACGUGUCGCACUCACAGAUCGGAGGAGCACUCCGCUUAUUAUAGGUUUGGGCGUGGGAGAGAUUCACGCCGUUAGCUCCUACGCGCCGCGGUGUCCGACAUCUUAUUCAGAGGGAUGAGGACGGACGACCGAUUGACCCAGCUCCACUCGCGUGGAGGUGGAGGGAUCAGUUGUUGGCGCCUAAUGUUGCGCAACACACGCUGCCCUGGUACAGAUUCGAGCUGGACAUGCACCGGGAGCACGAGUUCGUAUGGGCGCCCUACACGGAUGACAUUGUUGCCGACCUACCACCUGGUUAUGCAGUUGGAUCAGACCUCUAGGUUGUCCGAGUGCCACUCAUAUGUUUUCAUAUUGUCGAGUGGCAUCUCCCAGACCGAGUGAUGCGCCAGUUUGGCUUUCGAAAGGGCAUUCCCGGUCGCUUCUGUACCUCAGGGGUGGAUGUACGUGGGGAGGACUUGCACGAGAUUGAUGGUCGCGGUCGGGGGAACACAGAUUGGGCAGCGGAGCACGCCAUGUACCUGAGUAUGUGGGUACAUAGGCGCGACUACAUUGUCGAGGGAGUCCAGGCAGAUGGCCCGAUGCGUCCGGAGGAUCCAUAUUAUGCGUGGUACAGGUCGAUCACACGUCGCUUCGUAGAUAGGACUGCGGCGGUCUACAUGAGCCUCGCUGACGUAUUACACCAGGUGGAGUCGCUAUCAUCAGACCCUGUUGUGAGCGAUUUAGCGAGAGUUGGUUUGGAGAUUGUCUACGAGGACGGGCGACGGAUCCCUACCCCGCGCCGGACGCCGGCUCCACGAGGUGGUCGAGCAGCUCCAGUACGAGGGGGUAGAGCAGCUACCUCCAGCCGUCCAUCGAGUCCGACCUUCUCACCACCCAUUGUACAUGAGGAGUAUGUGUUUGGGCCAUCCGCUGCUGAUAUUGCGGGACCCUCCAGUACCCCGGCCGAUUAUCGAUCUGACUCUGCCGCGACGCCGUCUAUGUCGUACUUACUGGACGACCCUCUCGAUGCGGAGGAGGUGGACGCACCCGGCUUGCCAGGUCGGAGUCGUCUAGAGACUACAUACGACAUAGCUCCUCGUCAGCUUCACCUAGAGAGGGAUUCUCCAGUACGUGUGGGCGGACACGACAGACAUGUAGCCGCUCGACGUGACCGGACACCAGACGCGGAGGAGCAGCCAGGUGAGGGCAGACACAGACGGCAGCCACCCCGACACCGGAGACGACCUCCAUGCGGUACCGAGUAGCCGAUAUAUGUAGUUGUGAAUUAGUUCAUAAUUUGAUUUAUACAUCAGAUGUAUGUUUACGGCUUCAUUUGUACAUAACGUAUUUAUUCAUUAUUCAUUUACUAAUGACUUCAUUUGUACAGCAUCUAUUUGUACAUAAUGUAAUUGUUUGGAGUAUCAUUUGUACAUAAUGUAAUUUACUUAAUU